Torulaspora delbrueckii is the source of this 693-nucleotide messenger RNA. It is a transcript of the gene CAT5, whose product is annotated as putative monooxygenase CAT5. Gene Ontology annotation, molecular function: 3-demethoxyubiquinol 3-hydroxylase activity. Lineage: Eukaryota; Fungi; Ascomycota; Saccharomycetes; Saccharomycetales; Saccharomycetaceae. Gene Ontology annotation, cellular component: mitochondrial inner membrane. The transcript has a single exon. Bases 1 to 693 code for a protein of 230 amino acids. The record is from RefSeq and is a predicted model, not a curated record. Gene Ontology annotation, biological process: ubiquinone biosynthetic process.
AUGUUGAAGAAUAUAAUUGCUAGGACUCCUAUAAGGCGGUCAUUCUCCGCCCUGUCCUCCUUGAAGCAGAUCCCAAGCGAUGGUGAUAAAGGUUCCACUCAAAAUCUGAAGUACGAACCCCUAUCAGAAGCUCAAGAAGCUUACUUAGAUCGUGUUGUUCGAGUGGAUCAGGCCGGUGAGCUUGGGGCAGACUACAUUUACGCGGGUCAGUACUUCGUACUAGCCAAUAAGUAUCCCCAUUUGAAGCCAGUACUACAACAUAUGUGGGAUCAAGAGAUACACCAUCACAACACUUUCAACACCUUACAGUUAAAGAAUAGAGUAAGACCCUCUCUAAUUACACCCUUGUGGAAACUUGGUGCAUUCGCUAUGGGCGCUGGCACUGCAAUUAUAUCUCCACAGGCUGCGAUGGCCUGUACGGAAGCUGUUGAAACUGUUAUCGGUGGACACUAUAACGAGCAGCUGCGUUGCUUGACCAACCAGUAUGAAUUAGAGAAGCCUGAUAGUAGUUUUGGGAUACCAGCGGAAAUUAAAGAUCUAACUAGUACUAUCAGACAAUUUAGAGACGAUGAGUUGGAACAUCUAAACACUGCUAUCGAAUAUGACUCGAAGAAAGCUGUUCCAUAUAUGCUGCUCACAGAGGGCAUUAAGGGUAUAUGUAAGGUGGCCAUCUGGACCGCCGAGAGGGUUUGA